Aureobasidium uvarum is the source of this 1629-nucleotide messenger RNA. The record is from the annotation of a GenBank genome assembly. NCBI's taxonomy places the organism in Eukaryota, Fungi, Ascomycota, Dothideomycetes, Dothideales, Saccotheciaceae.
AUGUAUCUUGCUCCAAAGCAGAGGUACUUCGGCUUUAGGGGUGGAUGGCUGGUGUUUUGGAUCACUGUCGCAUGUGCGACAGAUAUGACUCUCUUUGGUUAUGACCAAGGUGUCUUUUCAGGAGUAGUUGUCAGUGAGAAUUUCCUCCAGCUGCACGAUCUUGUGGGACCUUCCAGAACCAAGGUUCUGUCAACUCUCGCUGCCAUAUAUGACGUGGGCUGCUUCUUCGGUGCGAUCAUAGCCUUUACUAUCGGAGAACGGCUAGGACGGAAAAAGACCAUUCUGCUGGGCACCGCAAUUAUGUCAGUCGGAGUCAUCCUAAAAACCAGCUCUUUCAGUCUUGCACAGAUGUUCAUCGGACGUGUGAUCCUUGGCAUCGGCAACGGCAUCAACACUGCAACCGCACCAAUCUGGCAAACGGAGACUGCUCCUGCGAAGCUCAGAGGAAAACUCGUCAUUCUGGAGAUGAUGACUAAUGUCGGUGGCUUUAUGGUCGUCAACUGGAUCAAUUAUGGUUUGAGCUUUGUACCAGGCUCGGUUCAGUGGAGGCUACCUCUAGCUCUGCAGUUCAUCUUCAUCUUCGUUCUCUUUGCUACCAUUCCCUGGCUGCCUGAAUCGCCUCGUUGGCUCAUCGCUCACGACCAAGAAAGAGAGGCCAUCCAGAUCCUAGCCGAUCUCGAUGAUAAGCCCAUCGACCAUGCUUACGUCACAGCACAGUAUCAAGAGAUUGCUUACGGUGUUCAGUACGAACGCGAGCAUGCAAUCAAGUGGAAUGAUCUCCUUCGAGGUCGCACUCAAGAUGGAACGAAAAGUGUCCGCCGCUUGCUUCUUGGAGCAGGCACCCAGUUCAUGCAGCAAUUUGGAGGAAUUAAUAUCAUGAGUACGNNCUACUAUACCCCUACGAUCAUGAUCACAUACGUUGGACUGAGCAACUCGAUGGCUCGCUUGCUAUCUGCCUGCAAUGCAGUUUCCUACUUCAUCUUCGCUGGCGUUGCAGUACUCUUCGUUGAACGCCUAGGUCGCCGUUCUCUGAUGAUGAUCUCCACCUUCUUGCAGCUUAUCGCGUUUCUCGGCAUCUCAAUCCUUCUCAAAUAUGCAAUGGCUGACGGUAGUACCGGAUGUGCCAAAGCGGCCAUCUUCUUUUUCUUCUUCUACAACAUCGCGUUCGCCGUGGGUAUGCUCGGUGUCCUGUGGCUAUUUCCUGCUGAAAUUAACAGUCUUCCGAUGCGCACAAAGGGUGCAGCAGUUGCCACCGCUACAAACUGGAUCACAAACUUUGUCAUCGUCGAAAUCACUCCCAUCGGCUUCCAAAAUCUGGGCUGGAAGUUCUGGCCCAUUUGGGUGGCAACCAAUGCCCUCUUCCUACCGACCAUCUACAUGCUCUAUCCGGAGACCGCUUCGCGUACCCUCGAGGAUCUGGAUGCGUACUUUAGAUCUGAUCCGAGUUUGUUUGUGUUCAGGGAUAAGGACGCCAUCUCCAGCAAGAGACCGCAUAAGUACAUCGAAAGAGAGAAUGAAGAGGUUCAUAGAAUUGAAGAGCAAGACGUUGGUGUCGAGAAGCGCAGCAGUAAGGUUGAUGCUAUGGAUGGUGUUGAGACUCAGCAUCAUGAGGUCGAAAAAGUGCAGUGA